Microbotryum saponariae is the source of this 1291-nucleotide messenger RNA. NCBI's taxonomy places the organism in Eukaryota, Fungi, Basidiomycota, Microbotryomycetes, Microbotryales, Microbotryaceae. The record is from the annotation of a GenBank genome assembly.
AUGGCGCAGGAUCCACCCACCGCCUCGACGUCAUCUGCUGCAGCCAAAGCUCCGCAACCGUGCGAGGCGCUCGAGAACGGCCGCCGGAAAUGGCGUGUGACGGUGCUCAUCUCUGGAUCUGGUCAGUGAUACAAUAGUAGAAUUAUUAAGGACUUGACGUCUGACAUUCGCUUUCAAACUCUACAUGUCGACUUGCGCUGGCUCGGAACGUUCGCACUUCGCACCUCAACCCCACCGUAUCUUACCUUGACGAUCUGUAUCAACGGAGCGGCGUAUAGGCUCAAACUUGGCAGCCCUGAUCGCCGCAUUACCGACAACACUCUCGCAAUGUUGCAUCACCUCGGUCUUGAGCAACGCCAAGGAUGCCUACGGUCUUCAGCGCGCCGCUUCCCAUUCGCCGCCGAUUCCGGCCUCGUCCUUUUCCCCCUACAACCACCAGAAAGCCCACCCUGAGUUGUACGCGUCCAUCGAAGCUCAACUCAAGUCGCUGCAGCAGCAAUCGCUGGCCGCAGAAGAAGGAUCGAGCGAACGCGCCAAGCUUGAUCGCGAAUGGAAGGAGCUCAAAAAGACCCUCGCCUCGAUGAUCAAACCACGUUACCAAAUCGAGUUGGCCGAAAGGGUACGAGCGACUCGGCCGGAUUUGAUCGUACUAGCUGGGUUUAUGUUGAUUCUGCUACCCGAGACGCUCGAGACGUUGAAGCGCGAUUGGGACGAGGACGACGUCGAGUGGGACGGAGCAGGUUCGACCGUGACCUUGGGCACAUCGGCUUAUCCUGAUCUGACUGGUUUGAGAGGACGUCCUAUUCCCAUCAUCAACCUACACCCUGCCCUACCGGGAAGCUUCAUCGGACCCCACGUGAUCGAGGAUGCGUGGGAAGCUUUCAACCAGCGCCGAUUGCCCGCCAAGGAAGGGGACACGCCUGGACCCGUAUGGGAUCAAGAGAAGGAGAACAAGCCCUCCCCCUUUGGUGAAAAGAUCACCAAGACGGGUAUCAUGAUCCAUCGGGUGAUCCCCGAGUUGGAUCGGGGCGAACCGGUGCUGUGGAAGGAGGUCGAGAUGAAGGUCGGGGAGGCGUUGGAUGAGCUCAAGGAACGGAUACACAAGGUUGAGCAUGGCGCGAUCGUCGAGGCGGUCAAGCAGGUUACGGAGCAACUUGGGGGUGGGACAUGGUGGGAGCGUGAGGGUCAUCGAGAUCAGGGAACCGAGGUGGCAGCAGACUCGACGAAAUCUGCUGCAAAGCCUGACUCUGAAAAGCUGACAGCAACAGAUGCUGCUUCUGCGGGGACAUAG